Molecule: messenger RNA, 1459 nt
Organism: Apis dorsata (giant honeybee)
Lineage: Eukaryota; Metazoa; Arthropoda; Insecta; Hymenoptera; Apidae
Gene: Hmgcl
Product: hydroxymethylglutaryl-CoA lyase, mitochondrial
Exons: 1
Coding region: 16-993 (325 amino acids)
Biological process (GO): L-leucine catabolic process; ketone body biosynthetic process
Molecular function (GO): hydroxymethylglutaryl-CoA lyase activity
Source: RefSeq, a predicted model, not a curated record
AUUUUUAAAUUAAUCAUGUUUAAAACUAUCAGUAUAAAUAAAAUAUAUUAUUUUUCUAUGAAAAAGAUAAGAUUAUUUAGUAAUUUUAUAAAAAUAGUAGAAGUCGGACCUCGAGAUGGAUUACAAAAUGAAAAAAAUAUUGUUCCAACUGAAAUUAAAGUUGAAUUUAUUAAUAAACUAUCAGAAAGUGGAUUAAAGAAUAUAGAAGUUACUAGUUUUGUGUCUCCAAAAUGGAUUCCACAAAUGGCAGAUAAUGCACAAGUAUUCCAAAAAAUUAAUAAAAAAAUGGAUAUUUCUUAUCCAGUAUUAAUACCAAAUAUAAAAGGCUUAAAAAAUGCUUUAAAAGUAGGUGUAAAAGAAAUAGCUAUCUUUGGAGCUGCAUCUGAAACUUUUUCAAGGAAAAAUACCAACUGCUCCAUUAAUGAUAAUAUGAAAAAUGCUAAAAUAAUUAUUGAAGAUGCAUUAAAACAUGAUAUUAAAGUCAGAGGUUAUAUAUCAUGUAUUGUUGAUUGUCCUUAUGAAGGUAAAAUUAAACCAAUAAUUGUAGCCAAUUUAACUGCAUUCAUGUUAGAAUGUGGAUGCUGUGAAAUUUCUUUGGGAGAUACUAUUGGAGUAGGUUCACCUAAUAAAAUAAAAAGUUUAUUAUAUGAAUUGAAACAUGUAUCAAAUGAUAUGAAUAAAUUUGCAAUUCAUUGUCAUGAUACAUAUGGGCAAGCUUUAGUUAAUAUUUAUGCUAGCCUUGAAUGUGGUAUAAGAACUUUUGAUUCAUCUGUUGCUGGUCUAGGAGGUUGUCCAUAUGCACUUGGAGCUUCUGGAAAUGUUGCUACAGAAGAUUUACUUUAUUUGUUACAUGAGCAAGGUUUGAAAACUGGAGUCAAUCUCAAUGAAAUAGUAAAAAUAGGAGAAUUUAUUAGUACUCAGCUUCAAAGAAAAAAUCAAUCUAAAACAGGUAUUGCAAUUCUUGCAAAAAAAUAUUUAAAAAAGGAUUUAUAAUUAUAUUUUUAUAAACAGAUUAAAAAACAUAAAUGAUAUAGCAAGAAAAUAUGAAUUUGUUGAAAAACAACUUAGAUUAUAAUGUAAAGAUUCUAUUUUAUACUUAUUAAAUUUUAAUUAUUUUUUAAAAACUUGCAUAUACAAUCCAUAAGAAUAUUAUAUAUGUAAUAUUAUGUAUAAUCAAACUCAUUAUGAUGUAUUCUUUUCUCAAGUAGUUAUACGUUUUCUGCGAUAUUAAGAAUAUACAUAUAAAGCCGACUUUAUUAAAAAAAAUAUAUUAUAAUACAACAUGACAACAGAAUGACAAACAAAAUAUUAUUCGCAUUGUAUAGAAUCUGUGUUACGAAAUAUUUGAUAAUUCUUGUAAUAUAGCCUGUGUAUCUAAUGUACUCAAAUCUAUCGAUCCCCGAGUAUCAAUUACAACUCCAGUUACCUAAAAAAUAAUAUAAAUAUUAAAAAAAGAAAU